AGAGCACUGCGGAUGGCCCACGGGCCCAAGCCCAACAUCACCGGCUUCAACAUGCGAGCCUUCAAAGAGGCCACCGGCCAGCCCCGAUACGAUCCCUGGGAGCGAACAGAGGCAUGGCGAUACCAGGGCACCUUUUCCAGGUGGAACCGCUUCAGGAGCGGCUUUCCCGGUCUGGGCAUCGCGACGGUGGCCUUUGCCGGAUACUGCACCUACGAGUACCUCUUCCUGAACGACGAGCACCACCACGGCGAGGGUCAC
This is a messenger RNA of Trichoderma reesei QM6a, 258 nucleotides long. RefSeq lists its product as uncharacterized. Gene Ontology annotation, biological process: mitochondrial respiratory chain complex I assembly; electron transport chain. The transcript has 2 exons. The record is from RefSeq and is a predicted model, not a curated record. NCBI's taxonomy places the organism in Eukaryota, Fungi, Ascomycota, Sordariomycetes, Hypocreales, Hypocreaceae. Gene Ontology annotation, cellular component: mitochondrion. The annotation marks the transcript as partial.